AUGGAAGUGCGGACGUUAGGCAAUGGAGCCGCCAAGCAGACAUCACAAGAAUUGUUUCAGCUUUGCAACGGUGGCUCCGAAAGCAGGUACCACGAUGACAGUUCGCAAUUAACCACAGAUCUGCUAAAAAUCAAAACUCACCCAGGUCCACCGGUGUGGAAAUCUCUAGCACAGCCAGAUCAUACCGUGCUAUUCAGCUGA
Molecule: messenger RNA, 201 nt
Organism: Ogataea parapolymorpha DL-1
Lineage: Eukaryota; Fungi; Ascomycota; Pichiomycetes; Pichiales; Pichiaceae
Exons: 1
Coding region: 1-201 (66 amino acids)
Source: RefSeq, a predicted model, not a curated record